Messenger RNA from Procambarus clarkii (red swamp crayfish), 894 nucleotides. The record is from RefSeq and is a predicted model, not a curated record. Lineage: Eukaryota; Metazoa; Arthropoda; Malacostraca; Decapoda; Cambaridae.
GGGUGUCUCAGACAGUGGUAUAUAAAGACCUGCGGGUUGUUAAGACGUCAGUCUCUGUGUAGUCUGUGUAGCUGUGAAAUCCCCCUCUCUCUAUCUCUCUUGCCAUGAAGGGUGUGUUGGUGAUAGUUGUGGCUGUGCUGGCCCUGGCCACCCUGCUGGGACCAGCCCAAGCUCUGCCCAAACCCAUCGCCCUGGCGGACCCUCAACCCGAAGCCGACCCCAAUGCAUCUGGCAGCCAUGAAUAUGGUGGAUGGCGCGGCGGAUACGGUGGCUACAGGGGCGGUUGGGGCGGUUAUCCAUAUGGAGGCGGAUGGGGAGGUGGAUUUGGCGGCGGUUCCGGUAGCCACGAAUAUGGCUGGAGAGGUGGUUUUGGCAAUGGCUUUGGCCUUUUCGGAUAGUCGUGAUGUGUAUGUGUUUGUGGCUUUUUCAGCCCUGCAGACCUUUUACCAAGUGUCCUGCUAGAAGACCAACACCCAGUAACAUAAAAUGUAAUGUAUUGAAGUAAAUAAGGGAUAAUUAUGCUACCAGCGAUUAUAUUUCAGUACUACGAGUUUUAGGCUGAGAAAUCAUUGUACUGGAGGAAAUUCCAACUAAACAACAGGAGCAAAGCCACCACCUACCGCCAGCCUCCAGAAUCUCUACCAACCAUCCAGUACUUCUACCAACCAUCCAGCCAGUCUUCAGCGCCUCCACCAACCAUCCACUUCUACCUCCUCCCACCUCACACAUCAUACAGUCACUGUAACCACAAACAAUCCAGGGCUCAAGAAGCACAUCAGUUUUGUAUACACUCCAAAUGAUUGUUGUAGUUGGCUAAUGUGAAUAUAACCAAAAGAGUAUGAUAUACUGUAGAAUACACACCUUAGAAAUAUACAUGAUUUAACAGAGAAAAAC